This is a messenger RNA of Bactrocera dorsalis (oriental fruit fly), 7244 nucleotides long. It is a transcript of the gene side-II, whose product is annotated as neural cell adhesion molecule 1-A. The coding region runs from base 1113 to 4535 and encodes 1140 amino acids. Lineage: Eukaryota; Metazoa; Arthropoda; Insecta; Diptera; Tephritidae. The transcript is spliced from 20 exons. The record is from RefSeq and is a predicted model, not a curated record.
ACACCGUGUACGAAUGUAAUCGUUGUCGCUACUUUGACAUCGUUUACCGUUAAACAACACGAUGUCCUUAAAUGUCAGUUGCUGUUGUAUUUUUUUCCAAACAAAAUUCAGUUUGUGCUCAUCCGUCGGAGUGUUUUGGUGUUCGGUGAUGACGCGAACGCAUCAACGCAACGCGCGUGUUACAUUCGUUAUAGCCUUUAAAGCGAUAGCUGCGUGUCACCGUUAGUGUGUGCGGCAUACAGCACCAAAAGUGUCGCCUGAAAAUUAAGUGAAAGACAAUGCAGUGAAGUUUUAAUAAUUAGAAUGUUAGCAUCGGCAGUUGAUUUUGACGCCAUGUUUUAGUGAACGACACGCAUGUGUUUCUUGGAUAGACGAAACGAAGUUCUACAACAAUAAAUUGUAAGGAAAAAUGCUAAUUUUUUGCAAGUGCAGAAUUAAGUGCGUGUAUAUUGAAGGCUGUAGGUGCAAGAUAAUUAAAUGCUAAUAAAAUACAUACAUACAAAUGUUGAAUAUAAAACAAAUUUAUGAAAACCAGAAAGAAGUGCGAGGCAGAAAUUGGCACAAAGGAAUAAAAUACAUGCGUGCUACAUGAUGUUGCAUGAAAGAAAAAUAAACAUAUCAAGUGAAAAUUAAUAAAAAUACACACUUAUACAUAUGUACAUAUCUGCAAAGUUUGCAAAAGCGACAAGAAAAAAACAGCAACAAACGAAAAAGUCGAGUUAACUCCAAUUAGAAUAUGCUAACGUCUUAAGCCACACGUGUGUCGUGUCUACGAAAUUCCUCGAGUUGCUGCUAUGGAAAGUUAAUAAACGUGUUCAAACGAACUUAGACGACAGCUUCGAUCGUCGAAAUAAAAAAGGACAUUCAAAAGAUUAACAACAAAACUACCGAAUGCCAUAAAAAAUAAUUAUCCUGAAAAGUGAAAACGCAACUACGCUUACGUCUCUAUAGAGUUGAGUAAGUCUACGCUAGCUGGAGCUGACUGCAACGCGCUUUAUCGCACUCCUUGUCACGCUAACCGACAGCCUAUUGGUCUUGAGCUCAACGCGGCUGUUGUUGUUGUGGCUGGAUUCAUUACUGUGGCCAGUGGAAAAAACUGUCAUCAAAGUGUAAUGAUAAUGUUAACAAUGUGGAAAAUUUUUAUUGCGUUCACAUUGGUGACGUUGCGCGCGACAUUUGUGGCAGCACGCUUGCAUUCGUCCAACAGUCUGAUGUUGCAUGCAGCUGGAGUUGGUGGCGGCAGCGGUGGCAUUGGUGGCCUGACUGGCGGCUCGUUAACCAACAAAGAUGCGCACGUGAAAACAAAAGACAUCGAUGCCGUGGAAGGCAAAUCCGUCUCCCUGCCAUGUCCGAUCAGUGCACCGCUGAGUGACGUUUACAUGGUCUUAUGGUUCCGCGAUAAUGCCGGUAUACCGUUAUACAGCUUUGAUGUACGCGAUAAAGUGAAUAACGACCAACCGCGGCAUUGGUCAGCGCCGGAGGUGUUCGGUUCUCGUGCCAAAUUUCACUUCGAUUCACAGCCGGCAACAUUGGAAAUUAAGGAUAUCAAGCGACACGACCAAGGUGUUUACCGCUGCCGCAUCGACUUCCGUACAAGUCAAACGCAAAGCUUCCGCUUCAACCUCACCGUAAUAAUACUUCCCGAACAGCCAAUUAUAUUGGAUCGCUGGGGGCGACAGCUGAAUGGCACGCUGCUCGGACCGAAGCAGGAAGGUGAUGAUAUUGUUAUCACGUGUCGUGUGGUGGGAGGUCGCCCUCAACCUCAAGUACGCUGGCUCGUAAAUGGACUACUUGUCGACAAUCAAUACGAACACAAUUCCGGCGAUGUUAUCGAGAAUAGGCUACUUUGGCCGUCGGUUCAACGGACUGAUUUAAAUUCCGUUUUUACUUGUCAAGCAUUGAAUACACAAUUAGAUAAGCCUAAGGAGAAAAGCUUUUUGCUUGAUAUGCAUUUGAAACCGCUGACGGUGAAAAUAAUUGAGCCACCCAAUUCGAUGGUGGCGGAUCGUCGCUACGAAGUCAUAUGUGAAUCAACCGGCUCACGUCCGAAUGCCAUCAUCACCUGGUACAAGGGGAAGCGGCAAUUGCGGCGCACAAAGGAUGACAUCUCAAAGAAUGUUACACGCUCUGAGCUGAGUUUUGUGCCCACCACAGAUGAUGAUGGCAAAUCCAUAACUUGCCGCGCUGAGAAUCCAAAUGUGAACGGCCUUUAUUUGGAGACAAUGUGGAAGUUGAAUGUCGUAUAUCCACCGUUGGUAACGCUGCGACUUGGUUCCACCCUCACACCUGAUGAUAUUAAAGAAGGAGACGACGUAUAUUUUGAGUGUCACGUACAAUCGAAUCCUCAAUGGCGGAAGCUCUUGUGGUUGCAUAAUAACAUUCACCUCGAACACAACACUUCCGCUCGCGUCAUACGCUCCAAUCAGAGCUUGGUACUGCAGAAAAUCACCAAACACUAUGCAGGAAAUUAUGCUUGCAGCGCCAUCAACGACGAGGGUGAAACUGUCAGCAACCAACUACCGCUGCGUGUAAAAUACACACCUGUUUGCAAGCAUUUGGAUCGUGUCAUACUAAUUGGCGCCUCAAAGGAUGAAACUGUCGAAGUCACGUGUGAAAUACAAGCGGAUCCGCCCCCCAGAACUUUUCGUUGGAAGUUCAAUAAUUCGGGUGAAACAUUGGAUGUUGGCAGUGAACGUUUCAGCGUAAAUGACAGCAGAAGUGUGCUUAAGUACACACCGAUAUCUGAUCAGGAUUACGGCACUCUAUCCUGUUGGGCUUCCAAUGAAGUUGGUACACAAAAUCAGCCUUGUCUGUUCCAAGUAGUGCUGGCGGCUCUACCCAAUGGCGUUUCAAAUUGCUCCAUCGUCAAUCGCACGGAUGUCAGUGUCGACAUUCAAUGCAUUCCCGGCUAUGAUGGUGGAUUACCACAGAUUUUCGUGCUCGAGAUGUUCUCUGCCCGUACAGGACUAACAAGAUUUAAUUUGACAAAUGUUGAGGAGCCACAGUUUUCACUGGAAAAUCUCGAUACAUUGACAUCAAUGAUGACACAGGAGAACAACUCACUGAAAUUGCGUAUUUAUGCUUACAAUCAGAAGGGCCGUAGUCCUUUGUAUCUGCUGUCGGAUUUCAUUAUUGGCUCGUCAGCAUACAAAUCAGCAGAUGAGGUAUCCAUUACGCUUUCGCCGGUGCUGGUUGGCAGUGGUCUUACCGUUGUCAUCAUUAGUUUGGCCAUCAUUGUGCGCAUAUUCAUUGUAACAUUUUUGCAUAAUUUGCGACGCAAUCAGCAGCACAGCAGCAAACCUAUAGCGACCGGUGUGGCAGCGCAGGCUGGCGAUGUACUGAAGUGCGGUGGCAUGGAAAAACCGCGUUGGCAGCAUACGGACAUUAAAACUAAAUCAUCCGAAGAUCUGGUGGAAGAUGAACGAGAUCCGGAUGUUAUACCAUCCCAAUACGUUACGGCUGGCAAUAGUAAUGGCGUCGGCGGUGGUGGUGGCAGCAGCGGAGGAAGCGGCAACGGCAGUAGUAGCAGCGGUGGUGGCGGCGGCGGCAGCGGAAGUGGCAACGCUGGCAGUUCUGAGCUACACUUCACACCAAUAGCAGCCACAAAGUGGUCACCAAAUUCCAAACAGCACCUUCCUGCAACCGCAUAUGACAACAUCACGCAGCUCGUCGCUGCUAAUCAAAUCACAGCACGUACAACACAUCUACUCUCGGGCCCAGCUACAGAUCCCAAUGGCAGUAGUAGUAGUGUCAUAGUCAAUGCUGUGGACACUGGCUUACUGCAUCACCAUCAACAGCAGCAGCAGCAGUUGCUGAACACUAAAGCAGCAGGAGCCGGAUCCGCAGCCGGAGCUAGUGCUGCAACGGUUGUCACAGCGACCCAUUCAGCGAAUGGCCUAAAUGAGGCACUAAUCGGUUCGCCCACCGCCGCGUACAAUGCCACCCACCAGCAGCAGCAGCAACAACAACAAUUGCAUGGCGCUGGCAGUGGCGGCACGUUGCCACCCGGUUUGGGCAGUGGCAGCGCUUACAUACUCAACAGUCUCAUCAAUAGUAAUGAGAGUUGCAAUAGCAACGGUAGCAUCAGUGGCAGCAACGGUGGACUGCAUCAUAAUGUAGUUGGCGGCACUAUAGGUCGUGCAACAAUGCUGCAUCACCACCAACAGCAGCAGCAGCAGUCACACCAUCCGCUACCCGUGCCACAUCCACUCGCAUACAAUACACUCGCCGGCACAACGGGUGUGAGUGCCAGUGGACGUCACCAUCAUAGCGCAUUGCCGUCGAUGUUGCUCACCUCACAGACGUCCGCGUCGUUAAGUGGGAUCGGGCUGUUACUGAAUGCCAGCAAUAAUAAUAGCAGUAGUAGUGGCGGUGCCAGCGGCCUGGGGCUGAGUAUGACGGGCGCGGCAACAGCAUCGGCGGCCUCUACAGCAACGACGUCCUGCAAUUCGUCCAGCGACUUGGAUGACAACAUAAAUAUAAAUGCCAUCAAGGAUUGCUUAAUGACACAGCGUGUGCCUGAAAGCUGCGUCUGAGCUGGCAAUUUAUGCAGUGCGCCGAGAAAGGCGCCAAGCAAGUCCUACAAGUGUGUGCUGCGACGUGAAGUCCGUGUUGUACGAACUCUCGUUAAGUGGUAUGUAUGAAUGUGUGCCGCAAGCAAGUGUAUGCCGUGUAUUGAAAAAAAUAAAGACAAAGUACGAAGUGUAUAGUGAAAUAGCUUACAAAGUAAAAGUAUGAGGCAUGAAAAUUUGUAAUGAAAUAAGUAAAGGUAUACCAAUAAGUCCAUACCAGUAAAUAUAAAUAGAUAUGUAUAAAGUUAAAACAAUGACGUUGCGCUAUAUUGGCUAAGUGGCUCUGAGCUGCUACCUGCUUCAGUACGUCCGUGACAAAUUGUAUUAAGCAUUAAGUGCAGUUAGAUUGAUGAGCGAGUAAAAAGUUUCCCUGCAAUUAGCACCAGCGCUGGUAGAGAAACUGACAAAUUCUUGCGGACGAAUGAUUAAGUAGAGUUAGCAAUUUCAUUUCUCAAAAUUCCAAAUAAACUUAAGUAGUCUACGACAUCAACUCUGAACAGUGCACACCAGUCACUGCGGUGCGCUCGUUUGAUUGUCAACUUUUACCGCAUUAUCUCCAUAGCCUUCAGAAAAUAUUAAAAUUUUAAUAAUGUUUAGCUUUCAGUAUCAAGGCGAAGAUUAAUCCAAAGAGAGUGCACUCACAAUAGUCAUAAAGUAUGUUGAUUUAAAAUUGUAGUAGGACUAGAAGAUUUUUGAGUGUUUAAAAAUGUUUUUCAGGCAUGAUCCAUGACUCGUCACUGUGAUUCAAGAAUUGGGUGUCACUUUCACACAUGUUCAAAUUUUCUUGGCACACUUCCACUCGCCACUAUUUCUGGUCGUCAGUCAGCACUUUUGUGACCAUCUUCGCGCACACCUUGCGCUUGUUCAAAUUCAUAUUUUGACAAAUUUAACAUCGCGGCAAUUAAAUGAAUACUUAGUCGACGGUCUGAGUUCAAAACUUUGCGCACUCUAGUCACAUUUUCGGUGUUUGUCGAAGACGCAGAUCUCCCAGUACGGUCUUCAUCAGCGACCUAUCCUCGGCCCUCCAAAAAGGCCUAGUGCCACUGAAACACACCACUUCUUGCUAAAGCAACAUCUGGGUAAGCCUGCUUGAACAUAUCAGACGUCUCUGUCACAGAUCAUAAAUUAUUUCAUGUUAUGUCACCUAAAGUGUCCACCUAAUUCUUUUUGCAAGAGCAAUUGUUCUCAUACGUUGUACUUAUAAAAGGCUUAUCAAAAGGUAAGAAUCUUCAGUCAUUGUGAGCUUUUCAGCACUUAUUGCAUAAACUCUCAACUGACUAAGGGUAGUUAAUUCAGUUUCUUAGACUAAAUUGUAAAAAAUAUGUUGCAAAAUAUAUUUUGAAACAUAAAAUCGAAGCAUAAUGAAUUUAAAAUAAUUUAAUUUAAUCACUAAAUUGACUAUGUGAGUAAAUAGCAUGAAGCUAUUGUAAAUAGGGCAAUUAAAAGUUAGUAAUGUAUAUAAAAUAAACUAAUAGUAAACAUUGUGCCACAUAUUGUAAAUAUAAAUAUUUAUUUUAAUAAUAUAUUAUAUAAAAAGGCAGUUCUAAUAAAAAAUCCUAAUCCAAAAUGAAAUUUUAUUUCAAAAUUCUCUAAGCACAUUUAAAAGUUACUAGCUAAUUGCUAAAAAUGUUUAUUUGAAACUACUAUAAGUAAAAGAAUAACACGUCAUAUUUAAUAACAAACCUCAAAGGUAUAUCAACUUUAGUUAAAAUAUUCAUAUCAGUAAGAAACUGUCAUAUCAUAUCGAAUGGUGUAAUUUGUCAAAGUUUCGAGAUUAGCGAAUCGAACAAACAAAAGUCAUAAACGAACUAACGAGAACUGAGAGAAUAUGACAAGCGAUUAUUGCACUCUAAUCAGGCAAGGACAUACUGUCUUGAGUUACAUUCAACUGGUUAACUUUAUUGUUGCUUCCACACAAAAUAAAAGAGGAAAUCUCAAGUAUAGUGAGCAGGUAAGUGGCGAAUCGAAUACGGCUUAAGUUAAUGAAGUACAUAUCCCCUAACAUAUCGUUUAUUAUAUAAACAUUCAAAUUACAUAGAAAAUUUUAAAAUUUUACAAAGCUAAGUUAUAUAUAUUUUUUGUUAAAGAAGAAAUGUUACCUGUGGUUGCACCGAAUCUAUAAUACCCUUCACAAAUAAAAAAUAUGCAUUACAAGAACUUUGUUCGCUCAGUUUGUGUGGCAUCUACACUAGGCAUCAAGUGAAAGUAUCAAUUUAACAGACGUUAUUUCAAUGCAUAUUUAUUAGAAUAAAUAAUCAGUAAACCAUACAAUAAUAUUACAUUUAGAUAGGCAUUUAAAUAAGAAAUUAUUAGUUAAUAUAUCUUUUUCCCGUAAUUGAACGAAACAAAAAAAUUUCACUUCAAAAUAAGAACUCUUAAACAGAGGUGGUCAAAUCAAAGUAUAAACUUUGAAGAAAAACACGAAACGUUUGCUUUAAAAUUUAUUCCACCAUUUGUUCUGAAUAACUGUGGGAAGAGGUUUGGCAUGCUUCGAACUAAAUUUUCUAAUAUUUUCAUCGGAAUAUCUUAACCCAUCAUCUUUAAGAAAAAUAAUUGCAUGUUUGUACGGUUACGGUUUGGAGUCCAAAAUUGACCACAAAUGCUCAAUUGGACUUUAGUCAGGCGACUGAGCUGACCAGUUCAGUUUUUCGGAUAAGCUUUCUAUUAAAAAUC